AUGUCACAAUCGUCCAACAACCCGUUCCACACAUCCAACCCCUUCCACUCGCCGCAGGACUUGGAAGUAGACGGCUUCGAGGAGAUCGAGCUCGGCUCGAGGGCCGCCCCACGCCCGGGCCCCGGACAACAACACCAACAGGAGGAACAGCACGGCGAUGUGGACCCUGACGAGAGCACCGAGCACAACGAGCCAACCCUCGUGGUCGGCCAGGACGUCUUCCGCAACCGCCAGCGCCUCCUGGAGCAGCGCCGCAUGAUCGCCCUGGCCCUGGGCGCGGCCGCCGUCCUCCUGCUCACCUCGACCGUCACCCUCGCCAUCCUCUACGGGAAGCUGCUCCGCCACGGGCACGACGCAGCACCCCAGCCCACCACCGUGGCCACAACCGUGACCAUCCACCACACAGCAACACCAACAACCAUCUCCUCGGCCACACUCACAACCCCCGUGACCACAGUAACCAACAUAGCCCUCUCCCCCGCGGCCCCCAAGCCAACCCAGUGCUGGCCGGGCUCCGUCUGGGGCGGCGCCGACCUCAAGGAGGUCAACGAGGACUACACGACGCUCAUGGCCGUCGCCCUGGGGACCUCGCAGCUCGGCCGCCUCGGCAUCGCCACCGACUACGACCUCGUCGCCCUGCGCAGCAUCUUCCUGUGCGGCAUGUCCAUGGCGCCCGGCGAGCUGCAGGUCCUCGACGUCUGCAAGGGGGCCUACGUCUCCAAGGGGGACGGGACCCGGUGCGACGACCAGGGGAGCGAGCUGCGUGACGGUAAGGUGGUUGCCACGAGUACGCGUUGA
Messenger RNA from Diaporthe batatas, 798 nucleotides. RefSeq lists its product as uncharacterized. Lineage: Eukaryota; Fungi; Ascomycota; Sordariomycetes; Diaporthales; Diaporthaceae. The record is from RefSeq and is a predicted model, not a curated record. Bases 1 to 798 code for a protein of 265 amino acids. The transcript has a single exon.